Messenger RNA from Salvia miltiorrhiza (redroot sage), 3979 nucleotides. Its product is annotated as nuclear matrix constituent protein 1-like. Gene Ontology annotation, biological process: nucleus organization. The transcript is spliced from 8 exons. Bases 289 to 3795 code for a protein of 1168 amino acids. Gene Ontology annotation, cellular component: nucleus. The record is from RefSeq and is a predicted model, not a curated record. Lineage: Eukaryota; Viridiplantae; Streptophyta; Magnoliopsida; Lamiales; Lamiaceae.
GCACGGUUACAUAACAGAAAAACAGAGGCUUUUCCGCGUCGCAAUGGUUUCUCCUUUCUCUUUCAUUCUGUUUAAGAAGCACACAAUUUUUUGAAUAUUCGCCGGAGCCCGAAUAUUCCGUCCACUGAUAGCUUCUCCGUGUUUAACUGACUACACCCACCCGCUAACGUUUAGUAACCGUUAAAACCUCACUUUUUCUAGCCGUUGUUUACAAAUUUCUCAAUUAGGGUUUCAUCCAAUUUUUCCAAGAAUUGGAUUUUUGAGGUUCUAUCGGAAAUCGAAGCUGCAAUGUUCACUCCGAAGCGGCAGUGGCAGGGGCCCUCGAGAACACCUAGGAGUGAAGUACGUACGCCAAACCCUACUGCCGGCAAGGAGAAGUUGGUGGCUUUUAUCGACGGCCCUCCGCCGCCAAGGGCCUUGUUGAAUGACAAUGGGGAUAGAGCUGAGACGGAGAAUAUGGAUGAUUGGCGAAGGUUUCGGGAGGUGGGGCUGCUGGAUGAGGCGUCUUUGGAGAGGCGCGAUCGAGAGGCAUUACUUGAGAAAGCCCAGAGGCUCGAAAGCGAGCUUCACGAUUAUCAGUAUAACAUGGGAUUGCUGCUAAUUGAGAAUAAAGAGUGGACUUCAAAGCACGAUGAACUUCAUGAAUCUCUUCUAGAAGUGCAGGAGCUCCUCAAACGUGAAAAGGCAGCUCACUUGAUUGCAGUUACUCAAGUGGAGGAACGGGAAACAAAUUUGAGAAAGGCUUUGGAGGUUGAGAGACAGUGUGUGGCAGAGCUUGAGAGGUCUCUGCGUGAGAUACAUGCGGAGCGUGACAAAAUCAAGAUAACGUCUGAUACUAAGCUGGCUGAUGCCAAUCAUUUGGUGGCCGGAAUUCAAGAUAGGUCUUUGGAAGUGCAACAAAGGUUGCUUGCUGCUGAUGCAAAGCUUGCUGAGGCCAGCCGGAAGAGUCUAGAGAUGGAGAGGAAGUUGCAGGAGGUUGAGACACGGGAAAGUGUUCUUAAAAGGGAGCGCAUGUCCUUUAUCUCUGAGCGGGAUGCACACGAAGCAACUUUUAUGAAGCAUAAAGAAGAUAUGCGGGAGUGGGAACGGAAGCUGCAAGAAGGUGAAGAGAGACUUUGUCAGAAUAGGAGACUUAUUAAUGAGAGAGAGGAGAAGUUAAUUGAACUUAAUAGGAUGUUAAAGCAUAAAGAGAGUGAAUUUGCUGAAGAACAGAAGAGGGCUGAGUUUCUAAAUUUAAACCUUAAGAAGAAAGAAGACGAGGUCAAUAAAAAACUUUCCGAGCUGAUCGAAAAAGAGGAAAAAGCUGAAGCUCUUAGAACAAAUUUAGAGAUGAAGGAAAAAGAUUUAAGUGCGUUGACUGAGAAGCUGAGCGAGAGAGAGAGGGUGGAGAUUCAGAACCUUGUUGAUGAGCACAGAGCUGCAUUCGAGAUAAAAAAGCAGGACCUUGACGUAGAAAUGGAAGAGCAGAGAAAGUUGCUCGAGGCUGAGUUUAGAGUCAAAAUGGAUGAAUUGGGUAAAAAGGCGAACGAAAUCAACCAUAUGGUGGAAAAAUUGAAAAAGCAGGAGCAGGCUCUGGAGAAGAAAUCAGAAAGAGUCAAGGAGAAAGAGAAGGAUAUUGAUGUAAAGUCGAAGGGGUUGAAGGAAAAAGAUAAGGCCCUGAAAUUGGAGGAGAAGAAUCUAAACUCUCUUAGGCGAGAAACAGAUUCUGAGAAAGAAGCUUUACAAAUUCUCAAAGAUGAGCUUGAGAAGAUGAAAGCUGAGAUUAGUCGGACAGAAAUGCAGAUUAAUGAUGAAACAGAGAAGCUUAGAAUUACUCAAGAAGAGAGGGAGAAGCACAAUCAUUUGAUAGAGGAAUUGAAACAGGAGAUACAGAGGUACAAUCAUCAGAAGGAUUUGCUUUGUAAGGAACGUGAUGAUUUGAAGCUAGACAGGAAGAGAUUUGAGGAAGAGUGGGAGGUUCUUGAUGAAAAAAGAGCUGAAGUUACUAGAGAGUUGCAACAACUUGACGAAGACAAAAAAGCAAUUGAAAAAUUGAAACAUUCUUUGGAAAAGAAAUUGGAAGAAGAUAAAAUUGCCACCGAAAACUACAUUAAGAGGGAGAUGGAGACUCUUAGACUCGAGAAAGAAUCAUUUGCUGCCACAAUGAAGCAUGAGCAGUCAAUGUUAUCAGAAAAAGCUCGGCACGAGCAUAAUCAGUUACUUCAUGAUUUUGAGACUCGUAAGAGGGAUCUUGAGGCAGAAAUGCGAGAUAACCAUGAGGAGUUUGAGAAAUCUCUUCAGGAAAGAGAGAGAGCAUUUGAGGAGAAGACUGAGAAAGAACGUAGCAGUAUAAAUCAUUUGAAGGACGUUGCUGAUAAGGAAGUUGAAAAUAUGAGGUCAGAGAGAAGCAGAUUGGAGAAGGAUAGAGAGAAUAUUGCCCUGAAUAAGAAACAGUUGGAAGAACAGCAGCUAGAAAUGCAAAAUGACAUUAAUGAACUUGGCGUUUUAAGUCAAAAGCUUAAGUCGCAGAGGCAACAAUUUAUCAACGAGAGAAGCCGAUUUGUUUCUUUUCUUGAGAGGAUAAAGAGUUGUCAAAACUGUGGGGGCAUGGCAAGCGACUACAUGCUAGCUGACAUUCUUGUUACUGAACUGGACGAAAACGAGGCUUCUCCCCUUCAGGCAAUGGGAGAACAACUUCUGGAAAAAGUUGCUUCAUAUGAUUUGAAGGCUAAGACACCUCGUGGUGAGAAUGAUAGAAAAUCUCCGGAUUCUGGUGGGCGUAUUUCCUGGCUUCUUAGGAAGUGCACUCCAAGAGUCUUCAAGUUGUCUCCAACCAAGAAACUUCAAGACGUGCCUUCUCAAAACUUGGACCAAGCAUUGUCUGAUACACUGGUCAAUGCUGCUCAAAAUGUUGGAGAAUCCAGCAUGCCGCCGGUUGGAGCUUCUGCUCAAUCUGAUGCUCCUGAAAUAGAUCGUGCAGUACCAGAAGUUUCAGAAGAUUCCAAGCAGUCAGAGAUGACGCAUCGUGGACGAAAAUCUGCUCGAAAACCAGGGGAUGGAAUCCACAGAACACGUUCUGUUAAAGCAGUAGUUGAAGAUGCUGAAGCUUUCUUGAGAAGGACAUCAAAACAUGGCGAGCCAAAUGAGCAGCAAAAUAAGGACGCCCCUGCUUCUGCCAACGAGGAUAGUAGAGGAGAUUCUGGCUUUACUGGUAAAGGAGUCGGUUCCGUUCGGAGAAAGCGAGCUCGUGCAGCAUCUUCUAAAAUGAGUGAUGGCGAUGAAAGUGAUGGUCAGUCAGAAAGCGUGAGUGUGGGUGGCCGCAGGAAGAGGCGGCAAACAGCUGCUCCAGUGGUACAAGAUGCUGGGAAGUCACGUUAUAACCUUCGACGGCAUACAGUUAAGGGCAAAGGUAUCGCUGCCUCAACAGACUCUGAGAAAAGACCAGAUAAAGAAGUUGGUGAUGUGGCUGCACCACUGGAUAAUGAAAUUACUUCCACACCAAUUGAAGAAGUCGAGGAUUCGGCUCAGGUCGUGUCUUAUAAACGUGUACAAACAAAGACGGUCAUGGUUGAUAGAGUAGUCAGGUUUGUGCCAUCAGAAGCCAAUAACGAUGAAAACUCGAAUCCUGUCAUGCCCGCGAAGAAUGUGGAAAUAGUCAGCGAGGAGGUCAAUGGAACACCAGAAUACAACGACGAAGAUGAGCACAACAGCCCAUUGCGCGAGGAAGAAGAAGAGGAAGACGAAGAUGACUACGACGAUGAUAAUCCGGGUGAAGCUUCAGUGCCCAGAAAGCUUUGGAAAUUCUUCACAUCGUGAUGGCGUUUCUUGAUACUUGUAACUUUUAAUUUUAGACGUAUUAGAACUGCACAAGGUUAAAUGUUGUGUAAUAUCCAUAGGUAAGUCGUGGAUUCCGAAUUGUUGGGAUCUCUUUUUUGUUUAGAACCCUACAGCAUAUUCGGUUUUGUAAUCAGGUUCUAUUUCAAAACCUCAUUUUUCUUUA